AAGUGUGUUUGGCUCGAGUGAGCAGGGAGUCCACCGGUGUCCACCCUUGGCAGGUGCACCCGGAAGGGGCAGGGACGUAAUAAGGCGGGAAUUGUAGAUCGCCAUGGCAUACGGCCCUUUGGCACAAUGUGCAUUUAUGUCGGGGCCUUCACCCUUCAAGAAGAAGGCACCUCCAGGGGAAGAGAAGAAACAAUUCAAGGAUUUGCUACCUCCGUGGAAACCUCCUGAUAGAUGUGAAGCCCCGCCACCUGGCUCCUUUAUGUUGUACUGCUUCGACAUGGAAGAGGCAAAGGAUCCCAAUGCGACCAGUCGAUCUUUGCCACUCGAUGAGAUGUCCCAUGUGACUUUCGGUUCAUCUCAAGAGGUUGAUGGCAUGGUCUACGAUGGAAACAAGGGUGUGCGCCCCGAGCAUGCAGCCAUUUACUAUAUGAAGAGCAGAUGGUUCCUGAAGGCGGUGAACGGCCCGGUGACCAUUGAAAGCAUGACAUUGCAUCAGCUCAAGGAUUCGGAUGGCAAACCACCAAAGCGCUACACCUCAGCGAGCACCAAGAAGAUGGAGACCAUUGAGCCCAUGGAUGCAAAGAAGAAGCUUACCAGGGAGUUUUGCGUGUUUCGGUUGGGCGAUUCUGAUCGGCGCUUUUGGAUUGGAGGUCCUUUGCCACUUGGAGAUGGAGAGACGGAAGAAGCAGGGGGGACUGAGGGAAGGAAGAAAGAGCGGAAAGAGAGAGGUGAUCGAGCGGAAAGAGACAAAGACCACAAGGAUCACAAGGAGCACAGGGAUCAUAAAGAUCACAAAGACCACAAGGAUCGUGACAGGAAGGAGGACCGAGACCACCGAUCCCGCACUCGCAGCCGCAGCCGAAAGCGAAGACGCUAAAGGGCUUGGAGACUGUGCAGUGUAGUGGAAUGCUUGGCUAUGAA
Molecule: messenger RNA, 921 nt
Organism: Durusdinium trenchii
Lineage: Eukaryota; Dinophyceae; Suessiales; Symbiodiniaceae
Source: the annotation of a GenBank genome assembly